CCGAUCCAGGAGUCCGUCAUCACAUCUCAAAGUUGCCAACUUGCAACUUUGCGAUUUGCGUCAGCUGCCCCUUGCCCAGGACUGCAUUCACCAGCCCAAUUGAAGAUGCCUCGCUGCUAGACGUUUUUUGUUUGAGUUCUGUCAUUCUUCUUCUUCUUUCGCGCAGCGCAGCGGCGCAUCUGCUCCGAAUCCUUGGGCCACGCAUAAUAAACGCAGCAUGAUGUCCGAUGUGCCGAAUUCAUCAUGGCAUCCUGCGAUGAUGCCAAACUCGACCGCCGAACUUGCUUUGGGCCACUCGGAACAUACCGAAGCCAGCACCACGCAAGUGGGUAGUGUUGUAGAGGACACGGUACCCCCAGACGCAGCCGGUGAGCAAGUGGGCGCCUGGAUUCCAGAUCAAGACGAUGGAGGCGAUUGGAUGGCAGACACGAAUGCGUCGGCCGCGCCCACCGAGGCGGACGAGCAGCCAGCUCCGGCCGAAUCCGCCGAAGGAGACUCACCGGAGGAGUCGACCACGGCAUCCAAGCACUUCAGCACAAUGUCAUUCACGCGGACAGUGCCACAUGAAGUGAAUUGGAAUGACGACGACGAGGUCGAGUUCACGCUUCCCCGGACCACCACAGAUCCCUUCAAAUUCAUGCCCGAAAGCCACCGGACCAACUCCUUCCCACCUGUCUCGCCACUGGUCAACGUGACGGAGAGCGAGACGCCGCAUGCUCUGGAGCAGCCCAUUGCGUUCGACCAAGCCGAGGAGUUGGUCCAUGAGAUCGAGCAGGAAGACAGGCGGGACGAACCACUUCCCGAUGCCACUACCGGGCCCUUGCAGGCUGACACCGUCUCACAAGAGAACGAAAUCGGUACUGCCUCGCAGGACUCUCUAGGCCCCAGUUUCGCCGGGCCCGCUGAGGAGUCGCCAGACGAUCGUUUUGAGGAAGGUGUGCCACUUGUCUCGUCGGCCCAGCAGGAUAGUGCGCAGCAGGGUUCAACAGGAAAAGGGCAUGAUCUCUUUACAGAGGAUGCAGCUGGAGACGAGGAUGAUUUCUUCAGCAACGUCCGUACGGAGGAUACGCCUCAGUCAGACGAGUUUCAACCUAACCCAGUGGAACGGAAGUCUACCAUGGAUGUGUUGAACUCGAUGGAUAUGAAUCCCUCCGGUGCCGGCUUCACUCCCUUGGCUGAAACUGCUGAGGAAUCGGAAGAUGAAGAGGUGACGCCCCAGCCGCAAGGAGCCCAAGACUCAAAGGUCGAGGGCGCGGAGAGCGCACAGGGUCAACCAACGGCAGAGGAUGGGGCGAACCUGGACGCGAAAUGGAAGGAGAUGUUCGCCGAUGAUGAGGACGAGGACUUCCUCCCAGACGAGGGCACUGAGGCGAAAGAGCUGGAUCCAUCUGCGUUUCUAGGCAGCGACGACGAGGGUCUGUUGGAAGACUCGGAAGCCGAACAGCCCGAGCCAAGCGAACCCCUGGCUAUCCCUGGACAUGCUCAGGCUCCUGCUCCUAGCACUCAGACAGCCAAUGGACAAUAUCCGCCCUCCCACUAUACGCCGGCGACCAACCCAUAUCUGCCAACCGCAUCGCCGGUGACUCCCGCAAACCCUUAUCUUCCAGCGGCACCCGCAAAUCCCUAUCUCCCGGCAGCACCAGCGUCGGCGGCUCAACCUCCUGUUGCUACCCCUUACGCCGUGCCGGCAACCGCCCCACCGGCGCCUGCGCGAUACGGAUAUGGCGCCCCGCCGCCUCUGCCACAUGAGAAGAGCAAGGCGCAAAGCUUCGUGGACAAGUCCAAGGGCGGAUACACCUCUCCGUAUGAUCUUCCCAUGGAAGUGGUCAAAGUGCCCAAGAGGCGGACGAGUGCUCAGCCGCUUCAGAGUACUGCAUCGGGUCCCAACUCACCUGCCGCCAUACCGCCACCUCCUAGGAGUGCAAGUGUUCAAACUCGGCAGCCGCCGCCCCCUCCCAGCAGUGUACCAGCGCCUGGCAUGUCACGCCCGGGGUCCAGUCACUCUUCCCAAGGGCCGCCUAGUGGACACACACCAGCGCACGAAAGAUUUUUCGAGGAACUUCCCAUUGCUACAAAGCCGAGGCCAGCAUCACGGCACAGCCAAAGGAGCGCGUCGCCGCAGCUCAGUCCGUAUGGUCUUCCAUCCCAGUCUGCUCCGCCCUCUGUGGCCUCUCACCCGAUUGCUCCUCCACCUGGCGGCCCUAGCAACUCUGAGACGGGCAUUCCCGCGCUCGUUGCCCCACCCCGUGUCAAUCCUUACGCUUCGUUGAACGCGGCAUCAGGGCUCACGCCUGCCGCCCCUGCCGCAGCCGCAUCGCGUUAUUCGCCUGUCCCGCCUGGCGGAUCCCCGGCCAACGGACCCGUUCCCGCGCCUGCCUCGAGCCGGUAUUCUCCUGCCCCGCCAGCGGCACGGCCAUCCACCGGCGGGUAUGGACCAGCUCCCACAACCCCAGGGCCUCCGGUACUCCCUCAUCAGCCGCGUACCUCCAGCCCAUUGGCACACUUUGAGAUCUCCCACGAGAGGUCGAGGCCCCAUGCAAUGGUCAACCAUGCCGAGGCUGGUCUGGGAGAGCGGAGGGGCAGCAGUUCCCUGCACGAGUCGCGUCUGCAGAGGGUCCCCUCCCUGCCCCCGACUAGGGAGGUCGACGAGGAGGAAGCCCCCGCUCAGACGCAGGCAUCCCCGGGACAUGCGCCACAACCAUCCUCGCCGCCCGUUUCACGAUACGCACCGCCGCCGCAGGCGAGGCAGACACCGCCGCCUUCAGCUUCCUCCGGGCAGGCGCUGCUAUCUCCUCCCAAGCGCGCUAUGUCCAGCCACAGUCCUCUCGCACCGCCAUAUGACUUCGCACCACCCCCUCGCUCUCAGACGCAAUCCCCUGGCGCACUGUACGGCAACCGCGGCGGGAAGGCGGCCGAGCCGGUUCCUCGUCCAUCUUCAGUGAACGACCACACUUCUCCACGGACGACGGGGUAUCCUGCCCCUGCGGUCCAGCCCGUCCCUGCCGCCGUCGCACCAACCUCCACCUAUGGCCGUCCCAGGGGUGCCUCCCUGAAUCUCAACGUGAUUCCUCCGACAGAUGGACGGGAAAAUGACGCGCUUCAGCGCUGGCGAGGAGCGCCUCUCAUCUCCUGGGGUGUCGGCGGGACCUUCGUCACGAUGUUUCCCAAGGAAGUUCCCCGGUACGGCAUGAAUCAGAGCAUCCCUGCUGUGGUCCGCAGUCCAGGAGCAGUCAAGAUUCAGAACAUUAAAGAUAUCACGCCGUUGGAGGAACGGCUCUCCAAGUUUCCGGGCCCGUUGAAGGGGAAAUCGAAGAAGAAGGAGACCAUUGCGUGGUUGACGACCGGUAUUGAGAGCCUGGAGCGUGCUCUACGUUCCAGCCCUUCUCUGCACACCCACUUAUCGCACGAGGACAAGCGGGCAGCUGAGCGAGUGCUUUUGUGGAAGAUCCUUCGCAUCUUCGUUGAACAUGAUGGCGUACUGGAAGGAAACUCCGCUGUCGAGAAGGCCGUCCGGGAUCUCCUCUCCCCGGGCUCUGAGGCAUCAGAAAGCGCAGCGCCAUAUGUGAAUGGCGGCGGCGCCUUUGGGCUCGGUGAUAGCCCGACAACCGGCAUGCAAUCCGAUGGGGUUAGCUUUUCAACAGUCGAGCAAAUCCGCCGACAUCUUCUUGCUGGUGACUGCGAGAAGGCUGUCUGGGCUGCGGUUGAUCAGCGGCUGUGGGGACAUGCUCUUCUCCUUUCCAACGCUCUGGCUCCCAAUCUGUACAAGCAGGUCGCGCAAGAAUUUGUGAAGAAGGAGGUCAAUCAUCCAGGCCACAACAACGAGUCGCUUGCUGCGCUAUACGAAAUUCUCGCUGGAAACCACGAGGAAAGCGUGGAUGAGCUUGUUCCGGUUCAUGCUCGCGCCGGCCUUCAACUCAUGGCCACCACCAACGCCGCAUCCGGUCCUUCGAAGGACGCCAUGGAAGGCCUUGACAAGUGGCAGGAGACCCUAAGCCUCAUUCUCAGCAACCGGAGCCCUGAUGAUGUCCGGGGGAUGCACUCACUUGGUGUGUUACUUUCCGGCUAUGGAAGAGCAGAGGCGGCACACAUCUGCUUCAUGUUCGCGCGCAGCCAUACCGUUUUUGGCGGACUCGACGAUCCGAACUCCCAUUUCGUCCUUGUCGGGUCUGACCACAAGAAGCAGGCUGAGCAGUUCGCCAAGGAGAUCGAACCGCUCCUGCUGAGCGAAGUGUAUGAGUUUGGCCAAAGCCUCGCUGGAGGCUCCAGCGUGCCGAUCACGAACCCGCAUCUGGCUGCCUACAAGUUCCAACAUGCGCUUGCCUUGGCUGAGUACGGAUUCAGGGAUAAAGCUUUGCAGUACUGUGACGCGAUUGCCACCGCGAUCACGUCCCAGACCAAGAGGUCUCCAUAUCAUCAUCCCAUCCUCGAAAAUGCUGUGGAGGACCUCAUGAGACGCCUCAAGCAGGCACCAAAGGAGGAGUCCGGCUCUUGGAUACCCAAGCCGAGCAUGAACAAAGUCUCGGACACCAUGUGGAGCAAAUUCAACAAGUUCGUCUCCGGCGAGGACGACGGCUCCGCCCAAGGUCCGUCAGCAGAGGGAGAAUCCGGGCCGUUCGCGCGCAUCGCUGGAGGUACGCCGACUAUCAGCCGGUCGCCUUCAGUCAGCAAUCUGGAGACAUUUGGUCCCGCCGCGCCCAGUUACGGCAUGCCUACGCCAAUACCCAAUGGUCCCGUGUCGGCCUCGGCGCCCCCGACUCGGGCUGCGUCUCGGUAUGCGCCGGGGGCCCCUCAAUCAGCCGGCUCUGGCAGCAGACCUUCCACCUCGGCGUAUGCUCCUCGGUCAUCGAUGGAGCGGACGUCGAGCGAGCUCAACCGAGGAUCCUUCGAGUUGUCCAGGCGCUCUUUGGAACAGUCAGGCCCCUACAGCCCAGCGGCCAGCGGCUCUUCGGCUGCGCCGUAUUCCCCUUACGGUGCCGGACACAACGCACCCCAGGACUCCCCCUACAAUCCGGUUUCUCAGGUGCAACGCCCUCCAGCGCCCACGAGCGCUCCUCCACAGGCUGGUGGUUAUCCAGGCGCUUCUGUGAACGGAGUGUCUCGUGAUCAAGGAUCCGAUGCAUCCAGUGAAGCUCCUACAACGUCCGGCUACCAACCGCCAUCAUACGGGUAUGAGCCGCCUUCCUUCAACCCCUACGAAGCCCCUGCCGAGAAGAACGCCGCCUCGGAUGAGGUUGCCGGUGGCAGCUCCUAUGAGCCUCCCUCGUAUCAGCCGUAUGGGUUUGAACCGCCCUCCUACGAACCCGGUCCCGAGGCAUCCAAAGAGGACGAUGUUUCUGCCGAGGAGAUGAAGCCGAAACCCAAGAAGAAGGGUAUCAUGUACGACGACGACGACGACUUCCCGGCACCAAAACCCGCCGAGAAGACCAAGGAGGAGAAGGAUCGGGAAAAUGCUGAAUUGUUCCGCAAGGCUGCUGAGGAAGAUGCCAAACGCGCCGAAGCAGCGAAGCAGGCCAAGAAAGGCUGGGGCUUCACCUCCUGGUUCGGCGGCGGCGCAAAGAAGGAGGCAUCCCCGCAAGAGGCCUCCCCCAACAAACCCAUCCGCGCCAAACUGGGCGAGCCCAACUCCUUCUACUACGACCCUGAGCUCAAGCGUUGGGUCAACAAGAACGCCGGCCCGGAAGACACUGCCAAAAAGGCCACGCCUCCCCCGCCGAGAUCGACAACCCCGCGCUCCGUCAGCGCCAACCCGGCCACUCCUCCGGGUUCAAGCUCCGGUCCAGACACGGGACGCGCCAGCGCCCCGCCGACAGGCCCACCCCGCGCCGCGAGCGCGAGCAUCUCCCGUCCGCCAACGUCAGCAUCCGAGAGUAACCUCCCUGCUUCUGGCGGUAGUCCGCGGCUGCCGCCACCGCCGGGGCCGGUUUCCAUGCUGCGGUCGGCGUCCAAUACCAGCACGGCUAGUGCCCCGCCGCUGGGUGCGGGCAGCCGGCCGCCGACCAGCCUGAGCAACUCGAACAGCAUUGACGAUUUGCUGGGUGCGGCCGGACCGAGGAAGCCGGGGGCGGCGAAGAAGCCGAGGAAAGGGGCGAGAUAUGUGGAUGUCAUGGGGAAGUGAUGAGCUGGACGGACCUGGCGGGGCGUGGAGAGAUGCCAAGCGAAACGGAGGGGAGGAGAUACAAUGGGGUGUAUUAUUAUAAUUUAUGAUACUUUGUGUACUACGUCACAUGCUCAGGUCGCUCGCUGUUUUGGAAGAGGCCGUGGACUUUGGCUGGGUUGUGUGGUUCAUUGGUUAUUGAGAGAUGAGGAUGAGCUCUGUAUAAUUAGCGUACACUACGACCUACGAUACUAAUGGAAAGAUAUAGACGACUAAAGGUGCCAGGCGUUGUGGAAUUCUCUCGUCAAGGUCGCCAGCUGUAGACGUAGAGGUGCAACGUCUCGGUUAUGCCCUGUCGUUGAGAAGGAUAGAUACCUACCCA
This is a messenger RNA of Chaetomium strumarium, 6476 nucleotides long. Its product is annotated as Sec23-binding domain of Sec16-domain-containing protein. NCBI's taxonomy places the organism in Eukaryota, Fungi, Ascomycota, Sordariomycetes, Sordariales, Chaetomiaceae. Bases 218 to 6115 code for a protein of 1965 amino acids. The record is from RefSeq and is a predicted model, not a curated record. The transcript has 3 exons. Gene Ontology annotation, biological process: COPII vesicle coat assembly; Golgi organization; autophagy. Gene Ontology annotation, cellular component: endoplasmic reticulum exit site; ER to Golgi transport vesicle membrane.